Ruditapes philippinarum (Manila clam) is the source of this 4121-nucleotide messenger RNA. Its product is annotated as lambda-crystallin homolog. The coding region runs from base 147 to 1121 and encodes 324 amino acids. Gene Ontology annotation, biological process: fatty acid metabolic process. NCBI's taxonomy places the organism in Eukaryota, Metazoa, Mollusca, Bivalvia, Venerida, Veneridae. Gene Ontology annotation, molecular function: oxidoreductase activity, acting on the CH-OH group of donors, NAD or NADP as acceptor; NAD+ binding. The transcript has 7 exons. The record is from RefSeq and is a predicted model, not a curated record.
UAGUACUCGAGAACCUUAUACACGGACUCAAUGAACGAGAUGGCUGUAAUGCUGUCACCGUUCAGGAAAAUAGUAAAUAUAUGAACUUGAAUUUCUAGAAAAUACUCUGAUUAAGAAAAGUUGGCAGCGAAAGUGAUUCGUUUGAAAUGGAAGACGUUGACAGGAAGAAUGCGAAAGUGGCCAUUAUCGGAAGUGGAUUGAUUGGGCGGAACUGGGCUAUGAUAUUUGCUGGGGCUGGCUAUCGUGUAUGUUUAUAUGACGUUGAACCAGGUCAAGUUAGCCGGGCACUAGAUGCCACACAGCAUACACUUGCUGGGUACCAGGAGAAAGGUCUUCUAAGGGGUCAGGGGAGUGCCGUAGAGCAGGCAGAGAGAAUAAAAGGCACAAUAAAUCUUCAGGAAUGUAUUAGUGGUGCUUUUUAUGUUCAGGAGUGUGUACCAGAAGAUUUGGACUUAAAGAAGAAAGUAUUUGGACAGAUAGAUGAUCUAAUGGAUGAUGAUACAAUAGUGGCAAGCUCUAGUAGUUGUCUAACAGCCACCAUGUUUGCUGAAGAUUUCAAACAUAGACAGAACAUGUUAGUUGCUCAUCCAGUAAAUCCUCCAUAUUUCCUACCCCUAGUAGAGAUAGUCCCUGCACCGUUUACAUGGUUGAAUGUGAUACAGAAAGUGAGGUCAUUAAUGGAGGAAAUCGGUCAGUCACCUAUCACACUGAAGUAUGAGGCUCGAGGCUUUGCCCUCAACAGAAUACAAUAUGCUUGUAUAAAUGAAUGCUGGAAUAUGUAUAAGACAGGAUUGUUGAGUGCAGAAGAUAUCGACAGAGUAUGUACAGAAGGCCUCGGGAGAAGAUAUGCUUUCAUCGGACCUCUAGAAACUAUGCAUCUUAAUGCACAUGGUGUCGAGGAUUAUUGUCAAAAAUUUGCCCAAGGUGCCUACAAUGUACAGCAGGAAACGUUCCACCCACUUCCUGUUCUCUAUGACCUAAAGACUGCCAAAAACGUGCAGGAAGAACUUGAGAAAAAAGUGCCAUUAGAAAAACUGCCUGCACGUCGUGCAUGGCGUGAUAACAUGUUAGCUGGCCUAGCAAAGUUUAAAGCUGAAUCAGAAAAAGAUGACUUCAAGUGAUUGACUUACUAACUAGAUGCAAUAAGAUAUGUAAAGCAGGCUUUAAAAUGCAGUUUUUUUUUAAUCCAAACUAUAAAGCUUUGCUUAGCUUUAAUAACUAAUUAUUUUAAAGCUUUAGUAACACUAUUUUAAUAACUUUUAAAAAAUAAUGUGCCAUUGUGAAGUCAAAUCGAAAUUAAAGUAAUUUUGCAAUUAAUUAAAUCUGUUGAACAAAAUUUAAAAAGAUUUUAAUCCAAACUAACGCAGAUACUGUGCCAUGUUUAAGGUGGAGUCAUAUAGUAUGAUCAGAAAAAUCUUACGAUAAUGUAUGUAGAUACUUGGGUAACUGGAGUAGAAGAUUUAGAUUCUAUAUAGUAUUAUAUAAAGUAGUAAUGAUCUCAUUUACCUUGCCAGUGUAAAUUUGUCACGUCAGUAUAUAGAUUAGAAAAAUAGAAGUAUAGAGUAGACAUCCUUAGAAUAGUAUUAACUGUUACAUUAAGUUUUUGUGGAUAACUUUCAGGAAAUUUUGUAUUUUUUGCCAUAUUUCAUCAUCUGUACAUCUAUAAUUUAAAUUAAUUAUGCCCCCACUUCGAAGAAGAGGGGGUAUAUUGCUUUGCACUUGUCGGUCCGUCCCGUCCGUCCGGUCCGUCGGUCCGUAGACCAAAUGGUUUCCGAGUGAUAACUAAAGAACCCUUAGGCCUAGGAACUUCAAACUUGGUAUGGUGAUUGGUCAUGACCAGUAGAUGACCCCUAUUGAUUUUGGGGUCAAGGGGUCAAAGGUCAAGGUCACAUUGACCUUGUAUGUUAAAACGGUUUCCGAUCAAUAACUAAAGAACGCUUAGGCCUAGGAACUUCAAACUCGGUAUGGUGAUUGGUCAUGACCAGCAGAUGACCCCUAUUGAUUUUGGGGUCAAGGGGUCAAAGGUCAAGGUCACAUUGACCUUGUAGGUAAAAACGGUUUCCGAUCAAUAACUAAAGAACGCUUAGGCCUAGGAACUUCAAACUUGGUAUGGUGAUUGGUCAUGACCAGCAGAUGACCCCUAUUGAUUUUGGGGUCAAGGGGUCAAUGUCAUAGUGACCUUGUACUUAAUGACCGUUUCUAACCAAUAACUCAACAACUCAAGUUGCCUUGGUUGAUAUUUUUAUGUGCUUUUGGUAUACACAUUUGAAGGUCUUAUGUAAUAUAACAACUUGGCUGUCAUUAAUGAGGCCUAUGUGAUUCAUAAAAUUUAUGUAUAUAUUAUUUGGUAAGAUUUUUAAUAACUUUAAUUGCUGCACACAACCUAUGGGGUCACAAUAAUUAUUACCUUGUGACUAGUCAUGACCAGUAGAUACUAGAUAACCCUUAUUAAUUGCUUGUUCACUGGGUCAGAAGUCAUGCAUAAUAACCUGAUCACAUGACAAAUUGGGUGCCGAUAGGGGGCAUACAUGUUUUACAAACAUAUCUUGUUUCAUUAGACUUUGACCAAUUUCAUUAUUGAUUAAUGUGUUACAUUUUAAAAUUUACCCCAGUUGCACUGUUAUAGUUACCUUUAAUGUUUUUGGUUUAUUUUUGAUAUGUAUUUUUAUUACAAAUUAAUAAAGUCCAAUUUUGAUAAAACAUGGGAAUUUUUGGAGAUUUCUAGACUUGUUUUUUAAAUUUUACAUUUUACUUUUCUCAUGUUAUUGUCUCUUUUUUGAAGCUUUUAGAUCUCUGAAAUUCAGUUGGGCAAUACAGGACCACCAGAGCCCUCUUGUUAAAUGUGAGCAAGAAUGUUUGGGCUGCAAAACUAUUAUGCUAUUUCAAAUGCUUGCUUUAACAUCAGCAAUAAGUUCAGGGAUGUUUUAUUCAUGUUUAUAUUGUCCCGGUGUAGAAAUAUUGUAACCUAGAGCUUUAUACUGUAUCUUCUGUUUUAUAUAUUAAAGUGUAGAAGUUUUUGUUAUCACAUUGUAGGGCGAUUUUCAUAUGAAAUAUAUAAAUGUUAUUAUAAUUGUUUUGACAUGUCUAUUUUUUAAAUGUACAUAUAUUAUACAUGUAUAUUUUAACAAGGAUUUCAUCAUUUUCCAUUUGGAAUAUGUUAAUCAUCUAAUUUUUUAUUUGAUUUGAUUUAAUGCUCAUUUUGUCUAUAAAAGAACAAUUUUAUUUUUUCAGACUUAAUGUUUCUUUGUAUUUUCAUUGUAAGACAUUGUAUUGAAUUUUAACCGGCUUGGGAAAAUACUCAAACUUAUGAUAUUUAUAAUUCUGGCUUAACUAUCACAUUAAAUUUGUUUUCCCGUUGUACUCCAUAUAUGUUGAAUGUUCAAAUAACAGACAUUAACUGGGUAUAAUUUUGUAGUUAUUUGGUUACCCACCAAAUAUUCAUAUGUAAACAGGUAUGUUUAAGCAGAGACUAUUUACCAUUUUAAACAAGAUAUUUAUUAUUUUAUUUCAUCCAGUUAGAACCGAUUCUAUACUCAUGGCUUUUGUAUUAUAUUAGUUAUUUAUAUAUGUGGUAGGGUAGUUCCAAAAUUUAUUUGUGAAAGUGUCAAGUUUUUGACUUGAAUACUGUAUAUUUCACUACAGAGCUAUAAUAUAAUUAUAUAAAUCUCUGUUUUCACUAUUUUAAGUCAGAUGUUUACUUUUUUCUUGAUUAAUUUGAACAAAGUAAAUAUGGUACUGUCCUGUUUAUAUAAAGGGCUUUUAGUGUAAACUUGAUGGAAGUAAGUAGCUAACAGUAUUCUAGUUAUAUUGAACAAGGCCUGUAGACUUGCUGAGCUCUAUAUUAGUAGGGUAUGCAUGUCACUCUGGCCAAAAAAUGUUCACCAUCUUUAAAGUAUAUUGAAAACAAGGGGACACAAAUUUUUAAUUUGAUAUUGAAUGAUAAAAACAAGCGUGCAUUUAGCACAUAUACAUGUUAUAUAUGUUUGUGGCAUUUACUGUCAGUAACUGUGAUAAUAUAUGUGUGACAGUCUCUUGUUGGAGUCUCUUCAAGAUUCUAUGUUUCUCUUGUUAUUAAUUGUUAUAAUCAGACUCUUAUGUAAAUAAAAUGUAUUAAGAAAUCA